This is a messenger RNA of Hippocampus comes (tiger tail seahorse), 2661 nucleotides long. It is a transcript of the gene sox2, whose product is annotated as SRY-box transcription factor 2. Gene Ontology annotation, cellular component: nucleus. The transcript has 4 exons. Gene Ontology annotation, molecular function: DNA-binding transcription activator activity, RNA polymerase II-specific; RNA polymerase II cis-regulatory region sequence-specific DNA binding. Gene Ontology annotation, biological process: neuron differentiation; negative regulation of transcription by RNA polymerase II; brain development. The coding region runs from base 122 to 1111 and encodes 329 amino acids. The record is from RefSeq and is a predicted model, not a curated record. NCBI's taxonomy places the organism in Eukaryota, Metazoa, Chordata, Actinopteri, Syngnathiformes, Syngnathidae.
GGGUGGGCAUCAGCAGCAGCAGCAGCGGCACCACCUCUCCUCGUCCCGUUUGGACUCAGCGCGCGCGCGCGUCUCUCUCAUUUCACCUGCUCGGGAGCGCCGCCCGACCAGCCGUUCCCCGAUGUAUAACAUGAUGGAGACAGAACUGAAGCCCCCGGCUCCCCAGAGCAACACGGGGGGCACGGGCAACAGCAACGCGCCCGGCGGCAACCAGAAAAACAGCCCCGAGCGGGUCAAGAGACCCAUGAACGCCUUCAUGGUGUGGUCGCGGGGCCAGAGGAGGAAGAUGGCGCAGGAGAACCCCAAAAUGCACAACUCGGAGAUCAGCAAGCGACUGGGCGCCGAGUGGAAACUCCUGUCGGAGAGCGAGAAGCGACCUUUCAUCGACGAAGCCAAGCGCCUGCGGGCCCUGCACAUGAAGGAGCACCCCGACUACAAGUACCGGCCCCGGCGGAAGACCAAGACCCUGAUGAAGAAGGACAAGUACACCUUGCCCGGCGGGCUGCUGGCCCCGGGCGGCAACGGCAUGGGCGCGGGGGUCGGGCUGGGCGGCGGCCUGGGCGUCGGCGGCGGCGGCGCGGGCGGCGGCGGCGUGGUCAACCAGCGCAUGGACUCGUACGCCGCGCACAUGAACGGCUGGACCAACGGCGGCUACGGCAUGAUGCAGGAGCAGCUGGGCUACCAGCACCCGGGCCUGAACGCGCACAACGCGGCCCAGAUGCAGCCCAUGCACCGCUACGACAUGAGCGCGCUGCAGUACAACGGCAUGAGCGGCUCGCAGAGCUACAUGAACGGCUCGCCCACCUACUCCAUGUCCUACUCGCAGCAGAGCACCCCGGGCAUGACGGCCCUGGGCUCCAUGGGGCCCUCGUCGGUGGUCAAGUCCGAGUCGAGCAGCUCCAGCCCGCCCAUCGUCACCUCGUCCUCCCACCGCGCCGCCCCGGGCUGCCAAAGCGGCGACCUGAGGGACAUGAUCAGCAUGUACCUGCCCGGGGCGGAGGUCGGCGAGCAGACUGCCCAGACCAGACUACACAUGUCCGGCCACUACCAGAGCACCGUGCCCGGGACGACGAUCAACGGCACGCUGCCCCACACGCACAUGAAGCUCUAGAGGAAGGAAGGAUGGAAGGAUGCAGGAGCGAGAUGUCCUCUUCACGCCGCUGCUGGAUCAAGUUUGCAAGACGACAAAGUGGGAGUCGCAAUCAAAUGUUUUAUUAUUGCAAUCAUCUUUUGUACAGUAUUUAUCAAAGAAACCUUACAAUCAGAAGAAAUUGUUAAACUGCAAGAGGUUGCAUCGUUUCCCCCCUUUAUAUACAGUAUACAUAUAUAUAUAUCUAUAUAGAUCUAAAAAAAAAAAAAUUUGAGGAAAAAAAAAAGUUCCGUAGAAAAUAUUCGAAUAACGGCAGAAGGAAUCGGAGCCAUCAGCUCUGCUCCAAACAAACUUUGGAAAGAAAAGGGACAGAAGAGCAAACAGGUAACGCUGUUUUAUUCCUACGGCUCAACAUGACUAAUUCGUUUUGAUUUCGUUCAGAAAUAAAUGAGGGACCCCCCCCCCCACCUCCCCAACCCCCUCCGGCUCAUUCAGCUCUCCAAGUUAAUUUAUAUUCCCCGUCUCCCACUUUUCAUCCGUUUGAGCUCUGAUGCUUGUGCUCUUUUAUUUCCCGAAUUGAUUUGUACAAUUCCUGUAUAUUGACUGUGACAUUUUAUGUUUCUAUCUCCAAAUUCAUUCCUGUAGUUGAAUUUGGGAAAAAAAAAAUUGCGGCCUGUACGCAGAAGCCAACCACUCCAUGUAUAUACUGAAACUAAUACCAUCCUUAUAACAGCUACGAUUUCAACUGAGUAUAUUUUUUUUCCAUAUGCAGUUUGAAAAGAAUAAAUUUUUGGAAAUUUGGAUACUCGAAAUGUUUGGAGUUUUGAUUUUAUCGGACGCGUCUCGAUUCUGUGCGCGAGUCGUAGCAAAAUGGAAACGGCGUGAAUUUGGAGCUCGGUGCCUGCUGCAGGUGCUUCUUCGUCGUUUCAAAUUCAAAAAGUGUGGCUUUUGUACUUGAUUGGUGGUUAACCGCGUUUGUGUUUUCUAGUGACUGUGGAUGCCGCCCCCCGCCCACCCUCACCCCAUCUCGCAAAAAAAAAAAAAAAUUGUUGGCAAGAUUAAUCCAGCAAAUCGUUCAAGACCUUCAGACGCGGAAUUAAACCAUCUGUUGAACGAAGCCAAUUUCAGCAGAGGUGGCCGCCAUCUUGAGGAGAUGUGAGCCAGCAAAGGUGUUGCAUCAGACCAGCGGGCGAGCACGAGAGUCGGCGACAACGCUGACAUCACGCAGGCACGCGUUCGCACCGCCGGGGUGCGUUGUCGGGGUGUGGGAUGAUUCCUGGAGGAGAAGCACACUGAAUCGGGCUGAACUGAAAGAACUCACGUCAAAUGUCCUUAUGUAUGGAAUGAAAAUGCCGUCGGUGCACGGACGUCUUCAAUACUCAUCAGCUCCUACGUUGACUCGUCGACGAAAUCGUGUAUCUGUGCGAUGCCGGGAUGGUCGGAAAAGGUUCAGAAAGAGCAUCCUUGGACUCCAAAAUGCUCGACAGUGAACUUCAUGACCUGAAAUGUUGCUUCCAUAUUUUUUCGUGACAUUUUUUUCAAGAACAAGCUGAUUAAAUGUCUUCAAUGUA